CCAGUAAGCAGGUGGCAGUGCAACAGCCACCCCGCCUUUGGUGUCUCCUGGAGUCUUGGGAUGGAAGGGGAAGCAGACACUCCAGGACCAGUUUCCUGAAGCUCCAAGGCCAUCCAGCUGUUGUGCGGGAGCAACCCGGGAACCAGAGGCAGCCACCAUGGCACAAGGGCUGGAGGUGGCCCUCACCGACCUCCAGAGCUCCUGGAACAACGUGCGACAUCACACAGAGGAGAUCAGCUCUGACCGCCUCCUUGUUCGCCGGGGCCAGGCCUUCAACAUCACCCUGUACUUCAAGAACCGGGCCUUCCAGCCGGGCCUGGACAACAUCAUCUUCGUGGCUGAGACUGGACCGCUGCCAGACCUGGCCAAGGGGACUAGGGCCGUGUUUAGCCUGGCAGGUUGUCGUGGCCCCAGUCCCUGGAUCGCCUCACUGGAGACCAUCGGGGCCAACUCCCUGGAGGUGAGCCUAUGUGCCCCUCCUAUGGCGGCUGUGGGUCGGUACCUCUUGAAGAUACACAUCGAAUCCCUACAGGGGCCUGUCACGGCCUACCAGCUCGGGGAGUUCAUCCUUCUCUUCAAUCCCUGGUGCCCAGGGGAUGCUGUCUUCUUGGACAGUGAACCCCAGAGGCAGGAGUAUGUCGUGAAUGAUUACGGCUUCAUCUACCAAGGGAACAAGAACUGGAUCCUCCCCUGCCCCUGGAACUAUGGACAGUUUGAAGAGAAUAUCACAGACAUUUGCCUGGAGCUGCUAGACAAGAGCCUGAACUUCCAGAUUGACCCAGCCACAGACUGUGCCCUGCGGGGCAGCCCCGUCUACAUCAGCAGAGUGGUGUGUGCCAUGAUCAACAGCAACGAUGACAGUGGGGUGCUCGAUGGAAACUGGAGCGAGAAUUACUCAGAUGGCAUCAACCCCGUGGAGUGGACAGGCAGCGUGGCCAUCCUGAAGCAGUGGCACGCCACAGGCUGUCAGCCAGUGCGCUACGGGCAGUGCUGGGUCUUUGCAGCUAUCAUGUGCACAGUGAUGAGGUGCCUGGGGAUCCCCACCCGCGUGAUCACCAACUUUGAUUCUGGCCACGACACAGAUGGAAACCUGAUCAUAGAUGAGUAUUACGACAACACCGGCAGGAUUUUGGAGAAUAAGAAGAAGGACAGUGUCUGGAAUUUCCAUGUCUGGAAUGAGUGCUGGAUGGCCCGGAACGAUCUCCCUCCUGGUUACGGAGGCUGGCAGGUGCUAGACGCCACACCUCAGGAGACAAGCAAUGGCCUCUACUGCUGUGGCCCUGCCUCUGUCAGAGCCAUCAAAGAAGGAGAGGUGAAUCUGAACUACGACACAGCCUUUGUCUUCUCCAUGGUGAAUGCUGACUGCAUGGCCUGGCUGGUCUUUGGAGGGAAGGAACAGCAACUGCACCAGGACACCAAUUCUGUUGGCAAUUUUAUCAGCACCAAGAGCAUCCAGAGUGAUGAGCGGGAUGACAUCACGGAAAACUACAAGUACAGAGAAGGUACCCUCCAGGAAAGGCAGGUGUUUCUGAAGGCUCUUCAGAAGCUGAAGGCUGGAAGGUCCCAAGGCUCCCUCCGAGCAGAAUUGCAACCUUCCAGGUCCAUGCCACCGAGGGACAGUCCUCGGAGCCUGGCUACGCCUUCCCUUCGGCCCAGUGAUGCUGUCCAGGUCUCCCUGAAAUUCCAGCUGCUCGACUCGCCCAACAUGGGCCAGGACAUAAGGUUUGUCCUGCUGGCCCUCAACAUGUCGCCCCAGUUCAAGGACCUCAAAGUGAACCUGAGUGCCCAGUCUCUGCUGCAUGAUGGCAGCCCCCUGCCCCCAUUCUGGCAGGACACAGCCUUCAUCACACUCUCUCCUGAAGAAGCAAAGACCUAUCCCUGCAAAAUCCCCUAUUCCCAGUACAGCCAGUACCUGUCCACAGACAAGCUGAUCCGCAUCAGUGCUCUGGGUGAAGAGAAGAGCAGUCCUGAGAAGAUCCUGGUGAACAAGAUCAUCACCUUAGCCUAUCCUGGCAUCAUGAUUAAUGCUUUAGGAGCAGCCAUUGUGAACCAGCCACUCUCCAUACAGGUGAUGUUUUCAAACCCCCUCUCGGAGCAGGUUGAAGACUGUGUGCUGACUGUGGAAGGAAGUGGUCUCUUCAGGAGACAGCAGACGGUCCUCAUUGGAGUCCUCACACCCCGUCACAGAGCCUGCCUCACUCUGGAGACUGUCCCCUUCAAGAGUGGUCAAAGGCAGAUCCAAGCAAAUCUGAGGAGCAACAAGUUUAAAGACAUCAAGGGUUACAGAAACGUCUACGUAGACUUUGGGCUAUAAAUUCUGGGACAAUAAGCUGGACGUGUAGAUGUUAAGUUUCAGGGAAAGAGCAAGUUCAAAUGCAAGUUGUGCCAUUCCCCACCAAAACAGAGGCUCCUCCUAGCUCUGAUGUGAGCAGCAGGGGAGAUGCUGGCAAUGGAUAGUCUCCUGGGCCAUUUGCACGGCUCCCCAGGACUCUGUCCAGGGCUCAGGGAUUCCAUGGUGUCCCAUCCAGAAUUGUGAGAUUCGCCAUACAGUCUAGAAUUGUUGGACUUGGCCAUGAUUUACUGACCCCAGGAUGUCCAGAAAAGAGGAAGACUAGCUGAGCAGCUCACUGUCACUUUGUCAUUGCAAUGGCUACUUCCCUAGUACCAAUAAACUUCAGCCCUCAUUCU
This is a messenger RNA of Hippopotamus amphibius kiboko, 2688 nucleotides long. RefSeq names its product transglutaminase 5 (gene TGM5). Lineage: Eukaryota; Metazoa; Chordata; Mammalia; Artiodactyla; Hippopotamidae. The record is from RefSeq and is a predicted model, not a curated record. Bases 158 to 2314 code for a protein of 718 amino acids. The transcript has 13 exons. Gene Ontology annotation, molecular function: protein-glutamine gamma-glutamyltransferase activity. Gene Ontology annotation, biological process: peptide cross-linking.